This is a messenger RNA of Salvelinus namaycush (lake trout), 1619 nucleotides long. RefSeq names its product ornithine aminotransferase (gene oat). Gene Ontology annotation, cellular component: cytoplasm. The coding region runs from base 250 to 1572 and encodes 440 amino acids. The record is from RefSeq and is a predicted model, not a curated record. Lineage: Eukaryota; Metazoa; Chordata; Actinopteri; Salmoniformes; Salmonidae. Gene Ontology annotation, molecular function: identical protein binding; L-ornithine transaminase activity; pyridoxal phosphate binding. The transcript is spliced from 10 exons.
UAUUUAAAAAAAGGGUAAUAUCCACUCAAUCCAAAUGAGUUUUCUAUAGACAGACAACAUCUAGGGCGGGUCAUGACAGUGAACCGAAGCAGUUGACGUCGCUGAACUUGUUCACAACAGCGUUCGCUCCUGACUGAACACGGCCGCCGGGGAUCUGACAAGUGGCUUUGAGGUUUCCUGUUUCUGGACAUUAAAAAACGACGUUAUUUUCAACAGGAGACUGUAGAAGGCAUUAAUCCAAUUACAAAGAUGAUUUCCAAACUGAGCCACAGCCUGAGGAGCGCUGCCCCGGCUCUGACCAGAGCUGUCCACUCUGGGACGCGUCCUGCCUCUACCGCUGCCUCCAAGAAGAUGGAGCAACCGCUCACCGCUGAGGAGGUGUAUGCCAGAGAGGAGAAGUAUGGAGCACACAACUACCACCCACUUCCUGUGGCGCUGGAGAAAGGAAAGGGUCUGUAUUUGUGGGACGUGGAGGGCAACAGAUACUACGACUUCCUGAGCGCCUACAGCGCAGUGAACCAGGGCCACUGCCAUCCCAAGAUCAUCGCUGCUCUGAACGCCCAGGCCUCCAAGCUCACCCUGACCUCCAGGGCCUUCUACAACGACAUCCUGGGGGCCUACGAGGAGUACAUCACCACCCUGUUUGGAUACGACAAAGUACUGCCCAUGAACACAGGUGUGGAGGGCGGAGAGACGGCCUGUAAGCUGGCCCGUAAGUGGGCCUACACCGUAAAAGGCGUUCCCAAGAAUCAGGCGAAAAUCAUCUUUGCAAAUGGUAACUUCUGGGGGCGAACCAUGGCAGCCAUCUCUAGCUCUACAGAUCCUAGCAGCUACGAGGGCUUCGGUCCCUUCAUGCCCGGCUUUGGGCUCAUCCCUUACAACGACAUACCUGCUCUGGAGAAAGCUCUGCGGGACCCUAACGUAGCAGCCUUCAUGGUGGAGCCCAUCCAGGGAGAGGCUGGGGUGGUGGUUCCUGAUCCUGGAUACCUCACCACUGUCAGACGACUCUGCACUCAGAACAACGUGCUGUUCAUAGCCGAUGAGGUGCAGACUGGACUGGCCCGUACGGGCAGACGGCUGGCCGUGGACCAUGAGGAAGUCCGUCCUGACAUGGUGAUCCUGGGAAAGGCUCUGUCUGGAGGAGUCUACCCUGUGUCUGCGGUGCUGUGUGAUGAUGAGGUGAUGCUGACCAUCAGGCCUGGAGAGCACGGCUCUACGUACGGAGGAAACCCUCUGGCCUGCGGCGUUGCCAUGGCAGCACUAGAGGUUCUGGAGGAAGAGAAGCUGGCGGAGAACGCUGAGAACAUGGGCCAGCUGCUGAGGUCAGAACUGUCAAAGCUUCCUAAAGAGAUCGUCCCCAUCGUCCGGGGCAAGGGCCUCCUCAAUGCCAUUGUCAUCAAGGAGACUAAAGACUAUGAUGCCUGGAGAGUGUGCAUGCGUCUCCGUGACAACGGACUGUUGGCCAAGCCCACCCACGGUGACAUCAUCCGUCUGGCCCCUCCCCUCAUCAUUAAAGACCACGAGGUCAGAGAGUGUGCCGACAUCAUCCAGAGAACCAUCAUGUCCUUCUAGAACCACCCGGGAACUUAUUCUAGAACCACCCGGAACUUAUUCUAGAA